Messenger RNA from Rhagoletis zephyria (snowberry fruit fly), 1827 nucleotides. RefSeq lists its product as uncharacterized. Gene Ontology annotation, molecular function: DNA helicase activity; nucleic acid binding. Lineage: Eukaryota; Metazoa; Arthropoda; Insecta; Diptera; Tephritidae. Gene Ontology annotation, biological process: telomere maintenance; DNA repair. The record is from RefSeq and is a predicted model, not a curated record.
AUGCGAAAGCGAUCCGUUCGCAAGGACUUUACUCUAUUCGGAACUGCCACGCUAUUAUACAUGGAACGCAGCAUCGAAGAAGUUUCAACGCCGGAAGAAAGAGGCCCUACAUCGUUCGAUUCCCUGCGUACUGUGGAUGGUGUGCUGUGUGCCACUUUUCGGGAGGCUUGCCAACGUUUGAAUUUGCUCGAAAACGAUACACAUUGGGACUCAACACUCGCCGAUGCAACUGUUUCUGCGCCAGCGAAUCAAAUUCGUACAUUGUUUGCGAUCAUCAUAGCUACAUGUCAUCCGUCGAACCCGACUGCAUUGUGGGACAAAUACAAGGACGAGAUGGCUGACGACAUUUUGCACAGAGUUCGCACGACAACUUCGAAUUUCGAUCUCGAAAUUAACGACGAGAUGCGCAACGAAGCAUUAGUUCUGAUCGAAGACAUCUGCGUGCUCAUGUGCGGCAGUCUGCUGUCGACAUUGGGAAUGCCAGCGCCAAAUCGUUCGCUGCACGAUGCAUUCAAUCGCGAAUUGCAACGGGAGCAAGAUUAUGAUCAAGAUGAGCUGGCCGAAAGAGUGCGAACAAAUGUGACGCUGUUGAAUGCCGAGCAGAAGAACGUGUACGAUUCGCUGAUGAAAGUUGUUGACGAUGGAACGGGAGGCAUUUACUUUCUCGAUGCUCCCGGUGGAACAGGCAAGACAUUUCUCAUUUCGUUGAUUCUGGCAAAAAUUCGGUCAAGAUCUCAAAUUGCGUUGGCUGUUGCAUCCUCUGGGAUUGCUGCCACAUUGUUGGAAGGCGGUCGAACUGCACAUUCUGCUUUUAAGCUGCCGAUGAAUGUUCUCACGGUUGACCAGCCAACGUGCACAUUGACCAAGAAUUCGGCGACAGCGAAAUUGAUGCGAGAAUGCAAAAUCAUCAUUUGGGAUGAAUGCACGAUGGCGCAUAAACGGGCUUUAGAGGCAGUUGACCGAACAAUGAAGGAUUUAAGAGGUGAUUCGAGACGAUUUGGUGGGGCUAUGAUAUUGCUCUCCGGAGAUUUUCGUCAAACGCUUCCCGUUAUCCCGAAAUCUACUGCUGCCGAUGAACUUAAUGCAUGCUUGAAAUCGUCGUCUUUAUGGCGGCAUGUCAAGAAGUUUAAAUUGACCACGAACAUGAGAGUCGCAUUGCAGAACGACCCGUCAGCUGCUGAAUUCUCGAGACAACUGCUGGCGCUUGGCAAUGGCCAAAUUCCUGUUGAUGUUUCGACUGGAUUGGUAUCGUUCCCGGCAAAUUUUUGCGAGUUCACAUCGUCGAAGGAGGAACUCAUCACCAAAGUGUUCCCCGGAAUUGCACAAAAUUAUAAAAAUCUCGAUUGGAUUAGUGAACGGGCAAUACUAGCAGCGAAGAAUAAAGAUGUCGAUAGCUUGAAUUUCAUUAUUCAAAGUCAAAUAGCUGGAGAACUGCAUUCGUACAAAUCCGUUGACAGCGUGACCGACGAGGAUGAAGCGACCAACUAUCCGACGGAAUUUUUGAACUCGCUUGAUGUACCAGGAACUCCGCCGCAUAAUUUACAGCUGAAGCGAUGGAAGGGCAAAAGUUUAGAGGAAAAAAAUACUGCACUUAAUCCGAAGAAUUUAGUAUCAACUGUGAAGCAUGGUGGCAACGUAAUGGAUUGGGGAGCUGUAGCGGCAUCUGGAGUUGGAAGAAUAGUAUUUAUAGAGGGUAAUAUGGAUCGUUAUCAAUACAAAUCUUUACUGGAACAUAAUUUGAAACCUUCGGUAGAUAAUUUGGAGCUUGGUGCAAGUUGGAUCUUUCAACAAGAUAAUGAGUCCAAAGCACACGGCACACAUUGUUAA